GUAUGACUUCAUAGCAAACAAAAGUACAAAAGUCUGACAUUUGUAUGGUUUGUAUUGAGAGGUAAUGUGAAGACACGAGUGAUCACUAGAUCUCUAUCAUUGAUAACAAUCUCCUUUUGAUGGUUAGGAGCUAUUAGUGUCACUGAUAUGAAUGGCCACCGACUGUGAGAAGCGAUGAAACUUCUGGAGAGCAGUCGCUUCGAGGCACUCAACUCUGCCCUUCACUUCGAUGCCCAACAGUACCAGAUAGUGGCCAGAGUGGAGAGCUAUUCGUGCAAAAUGGCGGGCAAUGACAAGAAGCUCUACAAGACUAUGAACGCUAUGGAAGGCAACGAUUUGCAGGCCUUAUCACCGCCGCAGACGGCUAUCACUCCUCACUCGCACAGCCCUCACAAGGCCUACAGCCGAAGCGCGAGCGAUGGUGACGGAGAGGGCGGACACCUGUGCGACACAAUCAGCCGCAAGACUCUCUUCUAUCUGAUCGCCACUCUUAACGCUUCCCAUCCGGACUACGACUUCAGUAACUCCAGGAGCGAUGAGUUCAGCAAAGAGCCCAGUAUUAAGGCAUGUAUGGCUGAGCAGUAA
This is a messenger RNA of Oppiella nova, 585 nucleotides long. The record is from the annotation of a GenBank genome assembly. NCBI's taxonomy places the organism in Eukaryota, Metazoa, Arthropoda, Arachnida, Sarcoptiformes, Oppiidae.